Molecule: messenger RNA, 3181 nt
Organism: Colossoma macropomum (tambaqui)
Lineage: Eukaryota; Metazoa; Chordata; Actinopteri; Characiformes; Serrasalmidae
Gene: bhlhe40
Product: basic helix-loop-helix family, member e40
Exons: 5
Coding region: 397-1623 (408 amino acids)
Biological process (GO): regulation of transcription by RNA polymerase II; circadian regulation of gene expression; regulation of neurogenesis
Cellular component (GO): nucleus
Molecular function (GO): protein dimerization activity; DNA-binding transcription factor activity, RNA polymerase II-specific; RNA polymerase II cis-regulatory region sequence-specific DNA binding
Source: RefSeq, a predicted model, not a curated record
GAGAGAGAGAGAGAGAGAGAGACGUGUCUGUAGUCACAGGGUUUUUAUUUAACACGUAGUCCAGUCCACCCUCCCUCCCACACGCGCGCGCACACAUACACACACAAACCCGCACACACAUUUAACCAAGAGCAGAGCUUCAAAACUGUCCGAGUUGACGACAACGACCGUUACCCUCGCGAGCCGAGCUCGGCUAGCCGACCGUUACGUUUUAAAAAGAAACAAAACAGAAAAAACUUCACUUUUUUCUACUUUUUCUUCCGAAAUAACUCAUUUUUUUCUGGAGGAAAUAUUUACAUCUCCCGUCUUUAUGAGCAGUUAAAGGUCGCCGGCACCUCCCCGCGUCGACUUUUCGAGAAAAUUAUCGGAGACUUCAGCUAAAAACUGAGGAGAGAAAUGGAAAGGAUUACAAGCGCGCAGCCUCCUCCUCCGUGUGUGGUCAAACACCCUUCGCUAGAUAUCGCCGACAUGCCGGGAAUGGAUUUUCCCAUGUAUGUGUACAAACCUCGGAGAGGGAUGAAACGAGGAGAGGACAGCAAGGACACCUAUAAGCUGCCCCACCGUUUGAUUGAGAAGAAGCGACGUGACAGAAUAAACGAGUGCAUCGCGCAGUUGAAGGAUUUGCUGCCUGAACACCUUAAACUCACUACACUGGGCCAUUUGGAGAAGGCCGUGGUGCUGGAGCUCACGUUAAAGCAUGUGAAAGCGCUCAACAGCCUUCUGGAACAGCAGCAGCAACAGAUCAUUUCUCUCCAGAGUGGAAUUCAAAUUGGGGAUCAGCCUAAUGGCAGCACUGAGAACAGCGAGGAGAUGUUCCGCUCGGGUUUCCAUCUGUGUGCCAAGGAGGUGCUGCAGUAUCUGGCCAGCUUGGAGAACACACGGGACCUGACCCCGACACACAUUGUCAACCACCUGCACAAAGUGGCUGCUGAGCUGCUGCAUCGUCCGGUCAGCCCCCGCCUGGAAACUCCCUCACCCAGCCGCAAGGGCCAAGAGGCCCGGGAGAAAGUGGCUGUCUCACAGCCUCGCACGCCUGAGGGCCACGCCAAGAACUGCGUCCCUGUCAUUCAGAGAAUUUACCACCCUCAGGGCAGCGAACAGAGUGGCAGCGACACGGACACGGACAGCGGCUAUGGAGGCGAGCUGGACAAGCGUGACUCCAAAGGCCAACGGGCUAGCUACUACAGCAAAGAGGGCAUGGAGCUGAAGCAUGGCCGGACGGGCAGCAUCAAGGAGGAGCGAGACGAGCCCCAGGCCAAGCGGGUCAGAUCGGAUUCAUCUGAGGACGAGUCUCUGUCGAGUCACGACUCACACGGUGGGUACGUGAGCUUUUCGCCGCACCAGCCGCCGCUCUGCAUGCCCUUCUACCUCAUCCCUCCUACCGCGGCUGCCGCCGCCUACCUGCCCAUGCUGGAGAAAUGCUGGUACCCAGGGGGCAUGCCUGUGCUGUACCCAGGCAUUGGGGGCUCCACGGCUGGGUUAUCUCCUGAAAAACUGCCCUCAUCACUGGUCAUGUCCCCAAGAGUAGCUUCCCCAGCUACCCCUCAGACCCCAAUGGACUCUCCCGCUCUUCUUCAGGCCCUGAAACAGGUGCCCCCCUUAAACCUGGAAACCAAAGACUGAGAACUGUAUGAAAGGUGCCCACCUCCCCCCCCAUAAAAUUGCCCACAGCUCGCCCUCUGAAUGUUCUGGGUGUUGAGAGCGGAACGCUGAUGGAGGAUACGCUGAUGGAGGGGGAAAGAUGAUGAAGAGUGGUCUUCAUCGCCAUUGCCGCUGCCGCUGCCCCUCAAGCCCCCCCCCCUCGCACCACCUGCCCUCUACACACACACACACACACACACAGAAACAGCUCAGCGGCCAACUCCCUCCCUCCACCACCGGCACAGACACACGCGAGUCCACGUGGAGACGGACGCACGCUGGCCACCACGCUGAGCAACGGGAGACGAGAGGAGGCCCAGAGCGCAGCGUUUUGAGUCACUGUGAAGGAGGCGAUUCAUAAAGGACACUGAAUUGUCCGGUUUGAAGAAGGACCGCGCCGAAGGGACAUUCUGCUCCCUGCAGUUGUGCUGAAUGUUUGAAUUAAAAAAAAUACGUAAAUGAUAAAUAAAUAAACAAACAAAAACAAAUCCAGAAUGUGACGUGCAGACAGCCCCUAAAAAAACAACAAGGACUCUGCCCUUUGCACACAUCUUUCUGUUUUGAAUGUAAACAAUAUUACAAAAAAGGUAACUAGAGAAACCCCUGUAGAUGCUGCUGCUUUGUUUUUUUGGAUGUUUUAUCUGUGCUGCAGAGAAAACCGAGCGAGGCUUUCACACUGUCCGGACUCUGUGGCUGCUUUAAAUAAAGACUUAUCCUCUUAGCCUAGAAUGCUACCAAAUAUCGGUCUGCUUUAGUUGACCAGAGCUAUCACAGAAAAACGACGGCAACAAACACCCCAUCUCUCCCCAUCUCCGAGUCACCGGUUGCCCCUGCGAACUGAAUCCCUCAAAUGCUCAUAAAUACACAGGUGGGGGUGACAUCAUCAGCCCCAAAAUGGGUCACUCAUGUAAAUACGGAAGAAAUGUAAUCGCAACCGCUUUUUUUUUUUUCUUUUUGUUCUUUGUUUUUGUUUUUAUUUUUAAGAACAAAAGAGAGAGAGAGAGAGAGAUUGUAAUUCAUUAUUGUUUGUGCAAGUAGAUGGGGUACUUGUGAGGUAACUACGUCAUGUAAUUCAUUUGUUUAUACUACUUGUACAUCUAUAUUUUUGAUACACGACCCACAAGUGUGUUGGCAUUGCGGGGAAAAAAAAAAAAAGAAAAAAGAGGGGAGUUCCAGACUGGCUCAUGCCGAAAGCAGAGAGAGAUCGUGUACAUAGCACCGGGUGAAGUUGGAUCUGCGUCAUGCUCUAUUCAUUUCUGGUCAAAUUAAGACAGAUCUUUUGUUCAUGCUGUUGCCUUUUACUUGUUUAAAAGCAGUAAAUUUAUGACGAAUAUCGAAAUUUUUAAUUCUGGAUUCUGCAGAGAAGCAAGGAAAGUGAAUGUACAAUGUUUAAACAAUAUAUUAGUUUUGUAUAGGAAGAGGUACUUGGGAUUUUUAUUUUGGGACCUAACAGAAGGUUGCUUGAUGUAUAUAUUUUGUCAAGAUUAUUGUUGACAUACAUUAAAAAAAGUAUUAAUAAAGUUUUUUUUUUCCUGUGGAA